Messenger RNA from Arachis ipaensis, 2147 nucleotides. The record is from RefSeq and is a predicted model, not a curated record. NCBI's taxonomy places the organism in Eukaryota, Viridiplantae, Streptophyta, Magnoliopsida, Fabales, Fabaceae.
AUUAUUGUAUACUCUGAAUUUUAAUGCGAUUCCCUAAUCAAACACAUAUAAUCUCACGCAUUUAUAAACGAAACUUAAUCUUUGCUAGUCAGAGAUAUGCCAGCAUUAACCUCAUGGAUCAGAAUGAAUCACUCAAACCCAUGUGCGUGUUUUUAAGCACACGUGAGAUAUAAAUAAAAACACACACCCCCCAGCUUCUUAUCGCAGCAAAGAGAAAUUUAGGGGGAAAAAGAAAACAUUGAAACAAAAAAAUAAACCCUUAACCUACACUCUCUAAACCCUUCUCCUCCUCCUUCUUCAUCUUCCUCUUUUUUUUUCUGCUGCUGCACUGAAUGAAAGUGUGCACUUGAGGUGUUUGUGAAAAUGUCGCAAUUAAAUUUGAUGGAUCACGCGCCCUCCACGCCGGGGAAGCAAAAACCAGAGAAAUCGCCGUACAUUAACCACCGAAUGAGGCUUCAUUCCUCACUCUCCAAGCUCACUAUCUUCUCCACCUUCGUCGUGGCCUUCCUCAUCUUCCUGUUCCUUUUAUCCCCUCCCUCCGCCACUACCCCUGCCACGCGCCGCCGUACUCUUGGCGGCAACUCUUUCAAUUCCUCCGCCACCUCCUGGGGCGGCUCCGACUGGGAGAAGCGCGUGAGCAGGUCGGCGCGCCGUGCCUCCCCUUCCAGUCUCGCCGUCCUCAUCACCGGCGCCGCGGGAUUCGUCGGAGCGCACGUUUCUCUCGCACUCAAGCGCCGCGGUGACGGCGUCCUCGGCCUCGACAACUUCAACCGCUAUUACGACCCGAACCUGAAGCGCGCCCGGCAGCGCCUCCUGGAACGCGCCGGCGUGUUCGUCGUCGAAGGCGACAUCAACGACGCCGCACUCCUCCGAAAGCUCUUCGACGUCGUGCCGUUCACACACGUGGCUCACCUGGCUGCUCAGGCUGGAGUCCGCUACGCAAUGCAGAACCCUUCCUCCUACGUCCACAGCAACGUCGCUGGGUUCGUGAACCUUCUAGAAGCAUGCAAGACAGCGAACCCUCAGCCCGCUGUGGUUUGGGCCUCGUCGAGUUCUGUGUACGGGCUCAACUCCAAGGUUCCUUUCUCCGAGAAGGACCGUACGGACCAGCCCGCGAGCCUCUACGCGGCAACGAAGAAAGCAGGGGAGGAAAUAGCCCAUAGCUAUAAUCACAUCUACGGGCUUUCAAUCACGGGCCUGAGGUUCUUCACGGUUUACGGGCCUUGGGGCAGGCCCGACAUGGCGUAUUUUUUCUUCACGAAGGAUAUACUGAAGGGGAAGCAGAUCACUGUGUUUGAGGCGCCGGAUGGUGGAACGGUUGCUAGAGAUUUUACUUACAUUGAUGAUGUUGUGAAGGGGUUCUUGGGGGCUCUGGAUACAGCGAAGAAGAGUACCGGGAGUGGGGGAAAGAAGAAGGAACCGGCGCAGUUGAGGGUUUUUAAUUUGGGGAAUACUUCCCCGGUUCCGGUGUCAGAGCUGGUGGCGAUUCUUGAGAGAUUGCUGAAGGUGAAGGCGAAGAAGAAAGUGGUGGCGAUGCCGAGAAAUGGGGAUGUGAGGUUCACUCAUGCUAAUAUUAGCUUGGCGAGUAAGGAGCUUGGGUAUAGACCCAUUACUGAUUUGGGGACAGGGCUAAGGAAGUUUGUUAAGUGGUACCUUGAGUUUUAUCCUGGCUCCAAGAAGAAGAGUGCUUGGUGAUGGUGAUUCUUCUUUUAAAAUGGUGUUCUAGUUUUUUCUGGUUGAUGAAUGAGUCAUUGUUUUAUUUGUUGCCACUCACCGAUUGUGUACUUUUUUAUUAUGCCUUCUGUUUUUUACGAAGAAGAUUUGGAUCUGGUUCUGCAGGCUGCAGAGGCUUGGAUUGAUGUUGAAAGAGUUCAUACAAUUGCAUUAGGAGCCAAGAAGAACUAGUGUCAUGAUGAUCUAUCUUUUUUUUUUCGGUUUUAAAUCAUGUUGUAGUUUUGCUUCAUUUUCAUCUUCAAUUGUAUUCCUUUUAGUUUAGGCAUUGUACAGUCUUUGACUAGAGACAUCAAAUUGGGGUUUGUUAAUUGUGCAUUCUUUUCUUGUAUGUUUUUGAAUUCAAAGCAUUUGCACGAUAAGAAUGUUCUACACUGUUCCAUUGUCUAUUAAUCUGAAGGUGUGUGCUUAAUUAU